AUGUCCGUGACAUCCUUUCUUCGGCGGAUGUCCGUCGAUUCGGGGUCGCCAAAGCCGAGCAGAUCAAGCCGCGAGUCGCGCGACUCGCGCGAUUCCCAUGAAUCCCGCGAUUCGCCACGAACGGCGACAUCGCGUCGCAGUCGCCUCGUCGCCAGUAUCGACUCGGCUCGACGACGAUUUUCUUUACAACAUUGUAAUGACGUUUAUCAUCACUUGCAAGCUGUGGCGAUGAUGACGCACAGCUCUCAACGACCUGACGUCGGAAGCUUACCGGAUUUACAGGAAAAACCUCGAUCUCCACAAACGAAGAGGGUCUCUGUUGUCGCAGGCGGUGACAGAAUGAUAUACCUCCAUAAAAAUCGCAAAAAUCAAGUCUCAUCAAAAGCUUUGAAAUUUGCUCCUAGACUCUAUUUGCAAAUCAGUGAAGGGCAUACUGAGAAUAUGCAAAUGGCUAUUGACACCCCAGAUGUAUAA
Molecule: messenger RNA, 474 nt
Organism: Cylicocyclus nassatus
Lineage: Eukaryota; Metazoa; Nematoda; Chromadorea; Rhabditida; Strongylidae
Source: the annotation of a GenBank genome assembly